Sebastes umbrosus (honeycomb rockfish) is the source of this 1536-nucleotide messenger RNA. It is a transcript of the gene tbata, whose product is annotated as thymus, brain and testes associated. The record is from RefSeq and is a predicted model, not a curated record. NCBI's taxonomy places the organism in Eukaryota, Metazoa, Chordata, Actinopteri, Perciformes, Sebastidae. The transcript is spliced from 8 exons. The coding region runs from base 281 to 1219 and encodes 312 amino acids.
UCUCCCAAAUCUAGAAAUAUUUCUUCUUGGUUGAACACAAAAUUUGUUUUUUUUCUUGGUCAAAUUCUAAAUGCAGAGAUAUCUUUGGAGUAAAUCAAACUUGAGUUCUCUUUCUUGCUCCUUGUUAGGUUUUAGUUUUUAGCAUGUGUGGUCACAACUUUGCAAUCACAAGAGCCUGUUGCUAUUUCUAUCGCAUCACUUCACAACGGGACUGUACUUUUAGAGUUUUUCUUUCACUCCUUCAGAUUUAGAUAAAAACCUCCAGCGAUCAUUCCAAGACAUGUCGAUGGCACAGAGUCCAGACUCCCGUGGGAUGACGGGAGAGAGGAGCCGCAACCAAACUCAUCCGGUGCCAUUCACCCCUGAAUUCCCCAUGAUGCUGACGAAAAGCAGUCCGAGCUUUGGUGCCUUGAGUCAUCACUCAUUCUUCUCUCGACAUAACCCUCAUCCAAACAGGGUGAAACAUAUUGAAGGACUCAACGGUCGACCCGUUUGCAUGGUGAGGGAUGAUUGGUUUGUCACCUCAUCAUUAUUUCCUCAUCCACUUCUCAAGAGCCACGUCCUCAGGAAAGCAACGUAUCCACCUUUUGCUUUACCGCUUGCUCAGAAUCUUUAUGGAGUCAGUAAUAACAAAAACAAAUCAGCGCAAUUUUCGGAGGCUUGGAGGGACGAACUCAAAGACCUCGCUGCAAAAGUCAGUUUGUCUUCCCAAGCACAAAAGGACAAAAAAGAGGUCCAACCCGAGGAAGAAUUUGUCCGCCGCAAGACCCAAUAUUCAGCUGAAACCGGGAGAAUCGUCCCUCCAUCCACCAACUCUUACCAACGCAGAUCCCAUUCCCAGCGCCUGAUGUAUCCUCAGCCCUUCCACGAUCAAGAACUCAUGGUGUUUGAGCUCCUUUGUCAGAUCCUGCAGACAGAUUCCCUGUCUACGGUCCAGCGGUGGCUUCUGCUCGCAGGCCAAAGAGAGAAAGACCUGGUGAUGGGGAUGAUCAAGCAAGCUCUGGAUGGUGCCGACCUCUCAGGCCAUCAUCAGCUCGGGGCUUUUCAUCCUGGUGCUACUCCGUCGGUGUAUGAUCGGUCAUGGAGAAAACCACAGAGAACAAGCUCAUACAAAGAGAACCAAGCCUUCAGCUGCGAUACACCAGAGAUGAUUGGAGAAGCAGAGGUCCUUGAAGUGCACGCAGAUGCUCAGAAUAAUCUUCAAGAUCAACCACUUUAGAGAGUGUGUAGAGUUCUCUAAUUUCCAUAGUGAUAACUGUAUUAUGGUUUCCUCAUUAUGAGAAUUGAUUGGUUCCUUUGUUUAUUGGUCCCUUGAUAUAUGACAUAAAAGAUUUUCUUUAGCAUAUUUACUCUGUAGAUGUUUCCUAGAAACGCAAGCCAAUUUAAUGAGUUCUCCAAAUUUAUUUUCAACAAUACAUUAUGCAAUAGGCGUGAUAGUAUUACAUGAUACUUGUCUGGAGGAUCAUGUUUUGAAACUGAGAAAGAGCGACAAGUGUAAACUUUUCAUUGCAAGGAAAUAAAACUUGAACGUUGAUA